Molecule: messenger RNA, 3846 nt
Organism: Chelmon rostratus (copperband butterflyfish)
Lineage: Eukaryota; Metazoa; Chordata; Actinopteri; Chaetodontiformes; Chaetodontidae
Gene: pdk4
Product: pyruvate dehydrogenase kinase, isozyme 4
Exons: 11
Coding region: 222-1454 (410 amino acids)
Biological process (GO): protein phosphorylation; regulation of glucose metabolic process
Cellular component (GO): mitochondrion
Molecular function (GO): pyruvate dehydrogenase (acetyl-transferring) kinase activity
Source: RefSeq, a predicted model, not a curated record
GAGCAGCUUGCGAAGAUGGACGGAGACUGCUCGAGAAAAACAAUGAUGAGGAACUUGUAGCCACCGUCCUGAAAGAUGUUAAUGUAGCCAGAGUUUUCCAGCGCGACGCCGAGCUUUAGCCCUGCAAGCUUAACAGUUGUCAAACUGGAGCUGCUGAAGGAAGAAGGGACAGCUUGUAUCUGAUUCACUGACAGUUGGGGUCUGUUAAAGAAGAAGAAAAAAUGAAGUUCGCUCAGUUUUUGCUGAAAAAUGGCUCCGUUGCCGGGAUACCGAAACAAGUGGAGAGGUUUUCUAAGUUUUCUCCCUCCCCCUUGUCCAUGAAGCAGUUCAUUGACUUUGGCUCAGCCAAUGCAUGUGAGAAGACCUCCUUUGUGUUCCUGCGGCAGGAGCUUCCUGUCCGACUGGCCAACAUCAUGAAAGAAAUUGAUUUCCUCCCUGACAAGCUCCUCAGCACUCCAUCCCUGAAGCUCCUCACCAGCUGGUAUUCGCAGAGUUUGUUGGAGCUUGUAGGUUUUUUAGAAAAAGAUCCAGAUGAUAAGGACGUCCUGACAAGCUUCACACAGACUCUGGUGAACAUCCGUAAUCGGCACAACAACGUGGUGCCCACCAUGGCUCAGGGGGUGGUGGAAUACAAGGAAGCCUUCGGCGUGGACCCCGUCACCAACCAGAACGUUCAGUACUUCCUGGACCGCUUCUACAUGAGCCGCAUCUCAACACGCAUGCUCAUGAACCAGCACACAUUAAUCUUCGAAGGCAGUGUGAACCCAGCCCAUCCCAAACAUAUUGGCAGCAUUGACCCCAGCUGUGAUGUUGUGGAGGUAGUAAAAGAUGCCUAUGAGACGUCAAAGAUGCUCUGUGAGCAGUAUUACCUGACCUCUCCUGAUAUGGAGAUCACAGAAGAAAAUUCCAAAAACCCUGGCCAGCCCCUCCACAUCGUCUACGUGCCAUCCCAUCUCUACCAUAUGCUAUUUGAGCUUUUCAAGAACGCCAUGAGAGCGACAGUAGAGACCCAUGAGACGAGCCCAACGUUGCCCCCGAUCAAAGUGCGAGUUUCACUGGGAAGUGAGGACCUCACUAUCAAGAUGUCUGACAGAGGAGGGGGAGUCCCUCUGAGGAAGAUCGAGCGUCUGUUCAGCUACAUGUACUCUACGGCUCCCAGUCCAGUGCACGUAGACAACUCUCGCAAUGCACCUCUGGCUGGUUUUGGCUAUGGCCUUCCCAUCUCCCGUCUGUAUGCCAAGUACUUCCAGGGAGACCUGCAGCUCUACUCAAUGGAGGGCUACGGCACCUCAGCUGUCAUAUACUUGAAGGCCUUGUCCUCAGAGUCAGUGGAGAGACUUCCUGUUUUCAACAAGUCAGCCUUGCGGCAUUACCAGGCAGCCACAGAGGCCGAUGACUGGUGCAUGCCCAGCAAGGAUCCAAAGAAGGUGGGCAAGUAUGAGAGGACUCGGUGAUGGUGGGAGGAAGUGGAGGACGGUCUAAACUAGUUUUAGAAGAAUAAGAAAAAGUGAAGAAUAAUAGGAUUAAGAAGAAGAGGGUCCAUGUUGGAAGAAAUUGAUCAACUUGUACUGUAAGUGGGAGAAGACACUAAAUGCUUACAGCAUGUUGCUGGACAUGUGUGAGAAAGGAGCCCACAUCACUUCCAGAGACUCACUGCUGAUGUCAAGAAUCAGAUAAAUUUAGCUCAACUAUUACUGCCAGCCUCCAGGCAAUUUAACCCAACAAAUGCUCACCACAUGGAAUCUCAUCAUGACAAUUACAGGCUGCUAUUGGUAAAGGAACAAGUCAAGUAUUAAUCUCCUGUUGCCUCACUCAUUACACCCACUUCUCAGUUAUUUAGUCAUGAUAACAUGGUUGCACUUUGAAAUGAGCAUGCUAGCUGUUUGUGCAUUUUUUCUUUCGAAACAUUUAAUUUCACAAUCUAAAGACUGAUGCUCUUUGGUUCAUUCAAUUACUGGCUAAGGUUGUGUUUUUGCAUUUGGUUAAAUGUGUAUCCAGGCCCUGUAAGAGGCAGCCACAGCCGGCUACAGCGAGAUCACUUAAGUUAAACAGAGUGGAAACAUGUUCAGUGACUCCAGCAGAAACACAAAGGGAGCAAAGUCUGUUCCCCCACUUUUGCUCAUGUAGGCAUUUCACUCCUUGCAGCAUUACCUCAUUUCACACACGCAGCUUCUGCAUUUCGUGGCAGAUCUCACACAACUGCAGCAUUUCAGAGACACUAGAAGAAGAAUUUGCAUUAGUUAUGCCUGGUGUAAAAUGAAAUUCUUUUAUUAUUCAAACAAUUGUUCCAUUUUAGGUCUUUUGACUUCCUCCAUAUGAAAUGUAAACAAAAUGUGAUCCUUUCAAUGGAGGCUUCUGCUUGCCAAUAAAUGACCCAUCUUGUGCCUUAGCCGUCAACACAUGCAAGCUGAGAUCAAUGUAAAACUGGGAUUGAUUGAGAUGUGUAGGCACACUUCAUAGAGCAAAGUCAGAUGUGCCUCUCUGUUGAAGUGGAGUUGUUGAAACAUAGUAUUGCAUCAUAUUUGAACUUAGUAUGUAUGGUUGAACUGUGAAUAGCUGUAUUUUAAUUGUAAUAACUGCCGAGUUAACCUCCACCUUUGCUCAAUCAUUUUCAUCGGUUGAAACUGGUGUGGAGUUAAUUACAGUAGGAACUGAAUGAAAUACACUUUUUAAUUCUUUUCCAAGAACAUUUUUGGUGUUCUCAAUGUUUGUCUCUGCAUGUUGAAGGUCUUUAAAUGAUUUUAGUGUUUUGUAAUGAUGCAUGUAUUGUUUAUUUAAAGGACCAGUGUGUAGGAUUUAGUGGCAUUUAGAGGUGAGGUUGCAGAUUGCAACCAUGUGAACACCCCUCACCUCACCCCUCCCUUUGCAAGUGUUUAGGAGAACCUAUGCAUGGGCUUUCUCUAGAGCCAGUGUUUUGUUUGUCCCUUCUGGGCUACUGUAAAAACAUGGUGGACUCCAUAGAAGAGGACCUGCUCCCUCUGUAGAUAUAAAAAGCUCAUUUUAAGGUAAUGAUAAAACAACAAUUCCUAUUUUCAGGUGAUUAUACAGGAAUGAAAACAUACUAAUGAAUAUUCUGUUCCAUUUCUGCCAAUAGGUCCCCCUAAAUCCUACACACUGAACCUUUAAGUGACUUACUUUAAAGUGUGUGAAGGCCUGGGUGAGAUGUUAGAUAUUGCACUGCAGAAAAACUGCUUCAGCUUUGUGUUACGUGAUGUACUGCAAGCCAUAAUGUUCAAAUUUGUGUAGCACGUUAGGCACUGCAAGCUGUAUGGAGCUCAUAGAUAUCGCCUUAUCUUUAUCUAACAGUUUCACAUAUUCUGUGUCCUCCUUACAUAGCUGUCAUACAACCCCGAUUCCAAAGAGUUUGGAUGCUGUGUAAAAUGUAAAUAAAAACAGAAUACACAAAUAUUCCAAACAGGUGUUUUUGGAGCACUCCACAACUUUCCCCACCCUUUGUUCCUCCUGUCCCAACAUGUUUGAAAUGUGUUGCUGUAUCAAAUUCAGAAUAAGCAGAUAUUUACAAAAAUCAGUGAUUGGUGAAAACAUUAAAUACAUUGCCUUUGUACUGUUUUCAGUUGAUGAUAUGUGAAAAAGGAUCAGCAAAUGAUCACAUUCUGUUUCAUGUGUUACACAGCGAACUCUUUUGGAAUCAGGGUUGUACUGUCAUACACUGUACUUCUCAAUUCAGUUUUGAGAACUUGUUGAUUAAAAUAUUAAUUCAUUUUUAGGAUUUGUGAAUAUUUGACACUGUAUAGGCAUCACAGUCAAAGGCCAAGUGUUACUGCGCUGAAGUUGUGGUUCACCGCUAUAAGGACCAGAGAAUGUAGAUAAUAAAGAUCUCAUGGA